Aspergillus caelatus is the source of this 617-nucleotide messenger RNA. RefSeq lists its product as uncharacterized. The coding region runs from base 157 to 516 and encodes 119 amino acids. The transcript has 2 exons. The record is from RefSeq and is a predicted model, not a curated record. NCBI's taxonomy places the organism in Eukaryota, Fungi, Ascomycota, Eurotiomycetes, Eurotiales, Aspergillaceae.
AGCAAUGUCGAGGAGAUUCCGCAAUUAAUGUCGUGUCUGCUGUCUCUGGGCAUCUCAAUGGUGAUAAUUGAAGACAAGAGCUUGGCUUCGCCGGGUCAGAAGGACCCUUCAAGCAUUCAGAGCCGCGACUAGAGACAGUGAGAUCAUGAUUACGGCAUGGAUCGAGAGCUUCACCACCCGCACGCCGGAGGAGAACGAAGCCAAAGAAUUAACGUCGGUCCAGCUGGCCCUCGAAGAUGUGUUGGCGCGUGCGGAACUCUACAAGAGCCGCGGAGCGGAGUCUAUUAUAAUCCCAGCAAAGCGAAAAGCCCGCUCGAGGUCUUGUCAUUUCUGAAUCACUUCCGAUCCCAAGAUGCGGACACCCCCCUGGUUGUGGUACCAACCAGCUACGGCUCUAUUACAGACCAGGAGUUGCAUCAAGCCAGAGUAAAUGUCGUCAUUUAUGCGAAUCAUUUAAUGAGAGCGAAGUUUACCGCAGUUGAUGCUUUGUCGACCUUCUUGCUGGCCACGAGGUAAGUCGGGGUUCUCGUUUGGGAACAAGUCUUGGGACCGUGUCCCUUCAAUUUCGAAACUUCAGGUACUCUACUACGAAACACUUGUGUGGAAUUCAAUGACCA